This is a messenger RNA of Manihot esculenta (cassava), 1080 nucleotides long. RefSeq names its product splicing factor 3B subunit 4-like. Gene Ontology annotation, biological process: positive regulation of mRNA splicing, via spliceosome. Gene Ontology annotation, cellular component: nucleolus; U12-type spliceosomal complex. The record is from RefSeq and is a predicted model, not a curated record. Gene Ontology annotation, molecular function: RNA binding. NCBI's taxonomy places the organism in Eukaryota, Viridiplantae, Streptophyta, Magnoliopsida, Malpighiales, Euphorbiaceae. The coding region runs from base 336 to 593 and encodes 85 amino acids. The transcript has 3 exons.
UAAAAAAAUAAAGAUAAAACAUAAAUUCAUUUGAACAAAAUUUUGUAGCUCCCAUUUAAAUAAAAAAUUAAUUUGGUCAAAAGUCGUUGGCCCAAAAUUUAUGAGUUGAUUGGGCUUAAAUGGGCCCUUUUGAAGACGAAGCAAUUAACUCCUGAACGUUAGUUUGGAAUCCAUUAUACAUCAUACAUCGUCUUCUCGACCUUACUGGUUACUGGUUAGGGGUGUUCCAGAGACGCCACCCCGCCUCGCUGCAAACCGCUUUGACUCCUCUGCCGCCUAGAUCGCCAACAGCUUACUUUGCCCGGCCGACCUUGCUACUUUCGCCAGCCGUAAUAAUGACCACUCGAAUCGCUCCUGGUGUGGGAGCGAAUUUGCUGGGCCAACACUCGGCUGAGAGGAAUCAAGACGCCACCGCUUACGUUGGCAAUCUUGAUCCUCAGGCGACUGAGGACUUUCUGUGGGAGUUAUUUGUUCAAGCAGGUCCUGUUGUUAAUGUGUACGUUCCGAAGGAUAGAGUAACAAAUCUUCAUCAAGGAUAUGGAUUUGUUGAAUUUCGGAGCGAAAAAGAUGCUAUGUUGUGUUUUUUUUUUUAAUAAAAAAAGGAUAAGAGUCAUAGAGACUGUGUUUGAUCGCUAGAUAGACGGUCAAAUUCGGAAACAGAUUUCUUGAUGGAGGAAGCAACCUAUCGAUGGGGUGAACAGAGGGAAGUGAUGAUCAUGUUGACUUCUGAGUUUCAAUGGGCAGUAAAGUGGGAAAGCAUUUGAUGAAGCUGCGAAGGAGAUUGUGAAAAUAAGGAAGAUGUGGUGAAAACGAGCUCCUUUGAAGAUCAGUUUGCAUUGAAUAUAAUUCGACCGACCUUUUGCAAUCGCCAAAUCAAUUGCUAGGAUUGCAGCACGACCAUGGAUAACUAAAGUUACAGAUUUUUUUUUUCUUAAAAUAAUUAUUAAGCAUAUUAGCCGAUUUUAAUUUAAAUCUAACAUAUAUCAGAUAUUAAAUUCAAUCCUGUUGCCCAAUAUAAGUUGGAAAGACGACAUUGUAGUGAAUUCGACUAGAAAUGGGAAAUGGACAUUGAAUAGCAAA